GUAGUUGUAAUCCAUGUCCAGAGACUGUAGAUGUGAAAUGCAACUGUGGAAAAACUGUCAUUCAAGUGCCCUGUGGCAGAGAGCGCACCAUCAAACCUCCCAGAUGCAAACAGCUCUGCAGUCGACCACCUACCUGUCACCACUCCACCCAGGAGAAACACUACUGUCACUUUGGUCGGUGUCCUCCGUGUCGUCAGUCCUGCCAGAAAACGUUAGCGUGUGGUCAUUUGUGCCCUGUUCCCUGCCACGAUGAAGCACUUGUGAAGCAAACUGGCUUACAUCAGUCUGCAGGUCCUUGGGAACAGCCGUCCGAGCCAGCUUUUAUUCAGACUUCAUUACCAUGCCCUCCCUGUGUGGUUCCUAUACCAGUGGAAUGUCUUGGGCAGCAUGAGGUCAGUCCAUUACCAUGUCACUCUGCAAAUCCUUACUCAUGUAAAAGAUUUUGUGGGCGGCUUCUUGAUUGUCAGAAUCACACCUGUAUGAAGGAAUGUCAUCAGGUUACCAAACUGAACAGUACUGCAGAUGGAAGAAAGGCAGGUCCAGAAUGUUUGCAGUGUGAAGAGGAGUGUACCAAGCCCCGGCCAUCUGGCUGUCCUCACCGAUGUGUUCUGCCCUGUCAUCCUGGGGAUUGCCCGUCCUGUCUCCAGAUGGUUAAAAUAAAGUGUCACUGCAAACUAUCAGUACUGUAUAUCGAAUGCUUAAAAUUAACAUGUGCUGAUUUAAAAGAAAAGGAGCUUCUUAUUUCCUGCAAAAAUCAGUGUCCAAAAGAG
Messenger RNA from Eurypyga helias (sunbittern), 770 nucleotides. Its product is annotated as NF-X1-type zinc finger protein NFXL1-like. Gene Ontology annotation, cellular component: nucleus. The annotation marks the transcript as partial. The transcript has 7 exons. NCBI's taxonomy places the organism in Eukaryota, Metazoa, Chordata, Aves, Eurypygiformes, Eurypygidae. Gene Ontology annotation, molecular function: zinc ion binding; RNA polymerase II transcription regulatory region sequence-specific DNA binding; DNA-binding transcription factor activity, RNA polymerase II-specific. The record is from RefSeq and is a predicted model, not a curated record. Gene Ontology annotation, biological process: regulation of DNA-templated transcription.